Messenger RNA from Aspergillus fischeri NRRL 181, 2157 nucleotides. Its product is annotated as WD repeat NOL10/ENP2 family protein. Gene Ontology annotation, cellular component: nucleolus; small-subunit processome; nucleus. NCBI's taxonomy places the organism in Eukaryota, Fungi, Ascomycota, Eurotiomycetes, Eurotiales, Aspergillaceae. Gene Ontology annotation, biological process: maturation of SSU-rRNA from tricistronic rRNA transcript (SSU-rRNA, 5.8S rRNA, LSU-rRNA). Gene Ontology annotation, molecular function: protein binding. The coding region runs from base 1 to 2157 and encodes 718 amino acids. The record is from RefSeq and is a predicted model, not a curated record. The transcript has 2 exons.
AUGAAGCUCUCCAAUCAAUCUGAGGUUCCAGUGUACACCAUUUCGGGGUCAAAUACCGCUCGACCACUUCCCGAAUGGCUUGCACGGCGGCGAAAGCGCAGUUUGAAAAAUGACCCCGAGUAUGCCAAUCGCAUAGAGCUGCUGCAGGAUUUCGAGUUCGAAGAAGCUAGUCAAUGUAUUCGAGUUAGCGAAGAUGGCGAAUGGGUGAUGAGCACAGGAACCUACAAGCCUCAAAUUCAUACUCACUACCUUCCCCAACUGUCUCUAUCUUGGGCGCGGCAUACAGAUGCCCUCAAUACGACGUUCCUUCUUCUGUCCUCUGAUUACUCAAAGUCGAUCCAUCUGCAAUCCGAUCGUUCGCUCGAGUUCCAUACACCCUCAGGCUGCCAUUACCGGACGAGGCUUCCCAGAUAUGGUCGCGAUUUGGUUUACGACAGGCAGUCGACUGAGGUUCUAGUGCCGGCUGUUGGUGUUAAUCAAGAUGGUAUGGGAGAAGUGUUCAGGCUCAAUCUAGAGAUGGGCCGGUAUAUGCGGAGUUUCGAGGUAGAUGUUGGUGGGGACGAUUUCACAUCGACCGGCGGUGGGACGUUACAAGGAGGUAUCCACACGGGGGCAGUGAACACGGGGGCUAUCGCGGAGGAAAGCCACAACCUUCUCGCUUUCGGUACCUCGAUGGGAACGGUAGAACUAUGGGAUCCACGAGCCAAGGGCAGGGCAGGAGUCCUAUUACCCCCUAAUCAGACCGGCCCGGAUGACGCACGAUCUGAGAUAACGGCAUUAGAGUUCCAUCGCUCGGGAUUGACGUUUGCAGCUGGUUCGUCGAAUGGUCUGAUCCAUUUGUACGAUCUUCGGUCCCCAGUGCCCCUGCUCAAGAAGGAUCAAGGAUAUGGCUUCCCCGUCCACACGCUGAAGUUCCUCCAGCCCUCGACAUUCACACGCGAACAGACCAUGGAGCCCAAAAUCCUCUCUUCUGACAAGAAGAUUAUCAAGAUUUGGGACCCCCGUGAUGGCAAGCCCUGGACAUCAGUCGAGCCUGCCGUCGAUAUCAACUCAGUCGCGUGGUGCAAAGAUAGCGGAAUGCUUUUGACAGCCAACGAAGGCCGACAGCAGCAUGCAUUCUUCAUUCCUCAACUGGGCCCAGCUCCCAGGUGGUGCUCAUUCCUGGACAACCUCGUUGAGGAGAUGGCGGAAGAUCCUAACGAUCCUAAUGCUUUCAGUACAGGCCAGACAGGCGCUAUUUACGACAACUACAAGUUCUUGACUGUUCCUCAGCUCAAGACUUUGAACCUGGAUCAUCUGAUUGGCCGGACCAACCUUCUUCGACCUUAUAUGCAUGGUUACUUCGUCGCUCAACGCUUGUAUGAGGAGGCUCGUCUGAUCACGAAUCCGUACAUCUGGGAGGAAGAGCGCGCGAAGAGAGUUAAGGAGAAGAUCGACAAGGAACGGGAGUCUCGCAUUAGAGGCAAGAAGAAGGCUGCCGUCAAGGUCAACAAGAGACUGGCAGAGAAACUCAUGGCUAUCGAAGAGAAGAACGAGCGGCGCCAGGCGCAGCGCGUUCUGAAACAGGGCGGAGACGAGGAUAUGGUUGAAGCUCCCGCAGCCGAGAAGCCGGCCGCCGGUCUUUUGGGCGACAGCCGUUUCGCGAAGAUGUUCGAGGAUGAGGAAUUCGCCGUCGACGAAACUUCACGGGAGUUCCAGCUCCUUAACCCAAGCACCGCUCCCGAGCCCGCCGAACGCAGGGAACGCGGCCUCACCGCCGCCGAACAAGAAGAGGUGGACGAAGUCCCCGGCUCCAGCUCCGACGACGACUCAUCCGCAAGCGAAGCAGAAAGACCUGUUCGGAGCAGAUCCCCGCGCUCCGGAAAGAUCUCCACAUCCUCAUACAAGCGCACUAACCGUCCCCCGCCCCAGAUGCGCGUCUCCUCCUCAACAACGAGCCAUUCCACCCGCGAUCGGUCAUUCGCUUCACGCGCCCAGAAUAUGCGCACGAAAACCAAACCCGCGCGUCGUGGCGGCGUGGUUGGAGAAAGAGAAUUCACAUUCAUGCCGCAGGGCAAGUCAAAGCAAAACAAGGCGCCUGCGCAUACUCCUGCGAGCAGUGAUUACAAGUCUAAGGAGCGCCGCAGCGCUUCUGGUAACACCUUCCGAAGGAUGUGA